UUUUUGACAAUGAGUUUGUUUUGCGCAGCUAGCAACCGCUAACACCCUGCAAGCAACUGCUUAAACUUUUCACUACUUUGCAUUUACAAACGACUACAAUCCCAGAAUGCGUAACGGUUGGAUAUCGAUGGCGGAGAGCAAUGACUGAGGAGUUUGAUGAAGAUGUGGUAUUUGAGAACUCUCCGCUUUUUCACUACCUGCAGGAUCUAGGACACACAGACUUUGAGGCAUGUCCUGUGUCUCAGGAGGAUGAGUGCGGAGGAGGAGAGGGGGGCACUACCUCCCUCCAGGAUGGCCCUCCCAAACCUACAAGAGGACAUCUGUGGCGAUUGGCUGAUGCCGUGUGGAGAAGGAGCCCCUUCCACCAGGCCUCCUCCACCCAUAAGCUGGAGCAGCAGCUGGACCGCGCGUUCGGCCGGUACGCCACACGGUGUAUCCUUGACCAGGAUGUUUUGCUCCAGGAGGACGUGGAGCUGAUCGAGCUGCUCGACCCCAGCCUGCUCGCCAUGGGCUCCUCUCCUUCCCUCUCCCCCGGCCGCGAGAACACCCUGCCCUGCCCGCGCCUCCUGGCGUCUCCGUCACAGUGGGACUUGGGCGUCCUGGUCGGCCUGGCCGCCGUCUUGCUCGGCCUGUCCUCCCUCUCCGACGGCGCCUGGUCCCUGGCGGUGAUCCCGUGGUGUGCCGCGGUCAUGGGAUGGGUGGGCGUGCGAGGGGCGGGUCUCUGGAGACAGGGGCGGAUGCAGAGGGCAGCACAUGCCCGGGCGUCGGAGCUGCAGACCGCGGUGCUGAACAGCAAAGCUCUGACCAGCCUGGCCCGCAAGUCUCUGAGGCUGGUUCAGGAGACGGAGGUCAUCUCUAGAGGCUUCACCCUUCUGCUCGACAGGGUGAGUGGUGUGGCCAGCUCCUUUAGCAGGGCGGGACAGGGGGCGGGGCCACGAGGGCAGCAGCUGAUUGGCCUGCGGAAGGCGGUUUACCGAGCUCUCCGUUCGGCCUUCAGAGCCUCGCGCCGUUCCACCUGCCACAUGCUCAAAGCGUUCCCCCUGAACUCUGAGAUGGACAACGUGACCAACUACGUGUCGGCAGUGCCCCUGAAGGAGCUAGGUCUGGGCCUGGGAGCAGAGCAUCUAAAUGAUGAGGAGGUACAGGAGCUCACCGACGACUACAGCCUCCCUGCCCUCAAGGUGCUGUUCCAGCUUUGGGUGGGGCAGAGCUCGGAGUGUUUUCGCCGCAUGGCCCUGCUGCUUUCGCCACAGCGGCUGGAGGAGGCCAGGGAAGACCGGGUCCAAGGGGAAACCCCACCUGCGCCCAUACACCGCUCCGUUGCCGUGGUGACACAGCCCCUUCACAGUGCCCUGGCCGGUUGCCUGGGCGACCUGCAGCGGAGCUACGAGUUCCAUCGCUACUUUGAGACCCAGCACCGGACUCAGGGCUCGGACAGGGUGGGGCGCGCCCGGCAGAAAUGCAGAGAACUCAACGCGCUGCACACGUCUGUCCGCAGCCUGCAGCUGCACCUCAAGGCCCUGCUCAACGAGAUGAUUAUCCUGGAGGAUGACCUGGAGAAGUUGAUGGUGACCAGGGAGGCGGUGGAGGUGACCGCGGAGGGCUACCAGGAGCUCCAGGAGCGCCUCAGCCAGCUGCAGCCCCACAUGCAGGCCAGUGCCGGCUGCUGGGAGGACACAGUGGGCCAGGUGGAGCGCAUGUUGAGGAGAGCGAACACCUGCACAGGAACACCCGAGGACCCAGAGCGAUGUCUCCAUCCUGUGCCCAGUGCCCCGCCCCCUCCCCCAACCUACACCCUCAUCCUGGACAGAGACCCUGUGCCUGAGGAACAAGAGCUGGAGGCGUACGUGUCGGACUCUGAGGUUGAGAACGAGUGGGCGGGGUCGGUUGUUGACAUGCUGUCUCCUGAGGAGCGAGAGCGCCAGCGGCGGGAGAGGGAGGAGUCUCGGCGGGUUUUGUCAGAGCUCAAAGCGGUGCUGGGCUUGCGAGCGUCUGAUGUAGAGAGGAGGAAGUGGAAACAGCUGCUGUUCAACGACCAAGCGGCGGUGAUGCCUAUUGUACCUGGGGAAACUUCUGAGGUAUCUUCCGCAGAAUCUCAGACGACCUCUGACCCACUGGACACUCUAACUCCUGUGGGCGUAGCCAAACCAGGUGUCUCUGAGGGAAACCACCUUUCAGAAAGUCUAAAGGACAAGGAGGAUGUGGAGGAGGAUGAGAAAGAGUUCAAGGACAGGCGGCCCCUGAUAGAGGAGGAGGAGCCGGUCGUCACAGAGUUCUGCUAUGGAGAGGCGGAGGAAAACGGGGAGAAGGGGGGAGUGGCUUAUUCUGUCCCAGAUGAGACAGAUGGGGCGCAGCUCUGCCAAUAUGACUGGCUACCUGACGAGGGGGCGGGACAGAACCAAACUGACCACUUAUUGCAGCCUAGGAUCCCAGCCGUCACCAUGAUGGACAGGUUGACCGAACUCCACGGCUCGGCAGCACUCAACUUUAGCUCCGCCCUCGCCGCCCAGGUGGCGGCGCGCUCACACACCUUCGCCAGUAUGGAGGAGCAGACGUUUGGGGACAGUGGAGAGGAGGACGAGGACGAGGAGAAAGAGGAGGAGGAAAGUUAGCUGCUUGACGCUCAGACAUCUGAGGAGCACUAGAUCCUGAAGCCCCCUCCUUUACUGAGCUCAGAACAUAAAAUGCUGAAUGACAGCCAUGGUUCCUGUAUAUAUGUUUGCUCCUAGUUCUGGGAUAUUUAUUAUGGCUGUCCAUUCCCUUGGCUGGAUUGGUCUUUGGCAUGUAUCCUCAUGUAUCCAUGUACCCCCCUCUCUGUGUGUGUGUGUGUGUGUGUGAUAGUUUUAAGAAGAGAGCUCUGCCACUGCAUUACAGUCCUUCACCCAACCGUCCAUAAUCUACCCACAAUCCCCUUGUGUGCGACUCUCCUGUACUACUCAGGUACCUGAACGACAACACAAACAAUGACCUCACUCUGUCUUCAUUUUAAUUGUUUAACCCGUCCGGACAGAUUCAGAGAUCCCCUGUAGCGACUGUAGGCUCACCGAAAGGUUUAAUGUCAAUUACAUUUUCUCAAAUGACUGACCAGUACCAGGACCUUUCUAUGACGAAGUAUUGAAUUAAAACCAACCUGUUUUGCUAAAUCUUUUUUGUUUUAUCAACCCACUCACUAUAUGAAUCAUUUAUUGUUAAUCAGUUGCUGGUGUGUGGUGGCUCUGUUGAAUGUGUGUGGGAUAGAGGUCCGGGACAGAAUGCUCAGGUACUGAAUCACUGACCCAGGGGGUUGAAUGGGAGAUGUUCCUCUGUAUACACCAGGGCUGCCCAACCCCUGUUCCUGGAGAGGUGGCCUCCUGUAGGUUCUCUCCGUACCCAACUGACACACCUGAUUCCAAUUAUUUGCUGGAUGAAAAGCUUAAUCAGGUCAGUCACAACUGUGAUUGGAGAGAAUCUACAAGAUGGUAUAUUUCCAGUAACUGGGUGGGCAGCCCUGACACACGCACACACACCUACCCAGACACACACGCUCACCAUGCUGUUAAAGGGGAUGGAGGGGUGGGGGAAAGGUUUAAAG
Molecule: messenger RNA, 3571 nt
Organism: Esox lucius (northern pike)
Lineage: Eukaryota; Metazoa; Chordata; Actinopteri; Esociformes; Esocidae
Gene: vezt
Product: vezatin, adherens junctions transmembrane protein
Exons: 12
Coding region: 141-2612 (823 amino acids)
Biological process (GO): cell-cell adhesion
Cellular component (GO): plasma membrane
Molecular function (GO): myosin binding
Source: RefSeq, a predicted model, not a curated record